AUGCUGUGUGUGUCAGCUGAUUUGCCUCAGGCUGGAGGCUGGACCAGAGACUGUAAGGACCACAGAGUGUGGCCGAGGAGGGUGCGAGCGGAGAUCCUCAGCUGGAUUGACCUCACCUCCCCCGGGGCUGGCAUCAUGACCGCGGGGCGCCGGUGGCAGUUCGCCUGUGGGCUCCUGGCUCUCGUCUUGUGCCUCUCUCCGUCUGCGGAGAACGCUGACUCCUCAAUAAGCAACACUGGAACAGAACGCAGUUUGGAGAAGAGAAUACCCUUUGAAAACCUUACCAAACCUCAACGCUAUAAGACCGCUGUACCUCUACUCAUGAAAGGAAAGGAGCGAAGACCUCUGAGCCAACUUCAAAUCAAGGGCUACCCUUUGUCACUGCAGCUGCUGGUGGAGGUGGAAGGGAGAGAGCUGAGCCUGUCCCUGGUGAAGAAUGAGGGACUGUUCGCGAGUCAUUACACAGAGACACAUUACCGGGAGGAUGGAAGCGCAGUCACGGCUGCUCACAACUUUACGAAUAACUGCUACUACCACGGGGAGGUCCAGGGCCAGCCAGACUCCGACGUCACCCUCAGCGCCUGCUCCGGUCGUCUGCGGGGUUUCAUCUCACUUCAGAACAAGACAUUUAUCAUAGAGCCAGCGCCGGACCACCACACGGACCACCACUUCAUCUACAGAGGGGAAGAGCUCAGGCUGUCGGCAGGCUCCUGUGGUCACCUCUCCAAUAUGUCUGCCCCGUCGUCCCCGGAAACCAUCACAAACACCGUCCAAUCCUUCCGCACAAGGCACAAGCGGCACGCCCAGAAGUCCACCAAGUACGUGGAGCUGAUCAUCGUGGCCGACAACAGAGAGUUUCAGAAGCAGGGGAAAGACGUGGAGAGAGUGAAGCAGCGGCUGGUGGAGAUAGCGAAUUAUGUAGACAAGUUCUACCGGGCCCUGAACAUCCGCGUGGCUCUGGUGGGUCUGGAGGUGUGGAGCGACGCUGACAAAUGUCCCAUCACCCAGGACCCCUUCACCACGCUGCACGAGUUCCUAGACUGGAGGAAAGUCAAGCUGCUGCCACAGAAACCUCACGACAACGCUCAGCUCAUCAGCGGGGUCUAUUUUCAGGGCACCACCAUCGGCAUGGCCCCCAUCAUGAGCAUGUGCACCGUGGAGCAGUCUGGAGGCAUCGUGAUGGACCACUCGGACAACCCCCUCGGUGCUGCCGUCACGCUGGCCCACGAGCUGGGACACAACUUCGGGAUGAACCACGACACUCCGGAGCGCGGCUGUGGCUGUCGUAUGACCGUGGACCGAGGAGGCUGCAUCAUGACCCCCUCCACAGGGUAUCCCUUCCCCACCGUGUUCAGCACCUGCAGUAAGAAGGACCUGGCUGCCAGUCUGGAGAAGGGCGUGGGCAUGUGUCUGUUCAACAUGCCCGAGGUCAAGGUGCUCUAUGGGGGACAGAAGUGCGGCAACGGCUACGUGGAGGAGGGCGAGGAGUGCGACUGCGGAGAGCCUGAGGAGUGUUUGAAUCCUUGCUGUAACGCCACAACCUGCACUCUGAAGGGAGACGCCGUGUGUGCCCAUGGACAGUGCUGUGAGGACUGCAUGCUCAAACCGGCCGGGACCCUGUGUCGAGAGUCUAGUAACUCGUGUGACCUCUCGGAGUUCUGCACUGGUGCGAGCCCCCACUGCCCCGCCAACGUCUACCUCCAUGACGGUCACUCCUGCCAUGACGUGGAGGGCUACUGCUACAACGGCAUCUGUCAGACGCACGAGCAGCAGUGCGUGACGCUGUGGGGACCAGGAGCCAAGCCGGCGCCCGGAAUCUGCUUCGAGAGAGUCAACUCUGCCGGAGACCCUUAUGGGAACUGCGGGAAGGAUUCCAAAGGCUCUUUCGCCAAAUGUGAGGCAAGAGAUGCCAAGUGCGGUAAAAUCCAGUGCCAAGGAGGAGCCAAUCGUCCCGUGAUUGGAACCAAUGCUGUCUCCAUAGAAACCAACAUCCCGCUGCAGGAGGGGGGCCGUAUCCUCUGUAGGGGGACCCACGUGUACCUGGGAGACGACAUGCCGGACCCCGGGCUGGUCCUGGCCGGAACCAAGUGUGGAGACGGGAUGGUGUGUCUGAACCGCCAGUGCCAGAAUGUGAGUGUGUUUGAUGUGCACGAGUGCUCGGGGAAGUGCAACGGACGUGGGGUGUGCAAUAAUAAAAAGAACUGCCACUGUGAGGCGCUGUGGGCUCCUCCGUUCUGUGAAAAGGCGGGGUUUGGAGGCAGCGUGGACAGUGGACCAAUGAGACUGGCAGCGGACAGCGUGGUGGUCACCGUGGCCGUGCUGGUCACCCUCCUCAGCCUCGUGCUGGUCACCGCCCUGCUCUUCGUCAAGAGGAAGACUCUGCUGCGCCUCUUCUUUCACAACAAGAAGAGCACUCUGGAGAAACUGCGAUCUAUGGAAACGGGAAGACCAAUCAGCCCCAUCAGAUCCCAGUCCUUGUAUCGACCUAAAGCGCUGCGUAAACCUCCUCCCAAACCGUCGGCCGCUAAUAUUUACAAGGUUGAGAUUGUUGACAGCACCAGGUGA
This is a messenger RNA of Knipowitschia caucasica, 2565 nucleotides long. The record is from the annotation of a GenBank genome assembly. NCBI's taxonomy places the organism in Eukaryota, Metazoa, Chordata, Actinopteri, Gobiiformes, Gobiidae.